Molecule: messenger RNA, 9369 nt
Organism: Penicillium samsonianum
Lineage: Eukaryota; Fungi; Ascomycota; Eurotiomycetes; Eurotiales; Aspergillaceae
Exons: 4
Coding region: 1-9369 (3122 amino acids)
Source: RefSeq, a predicted model, not a curated record
AUGGAAGAUUCUGUUGCAUCCAAGUCAAUGACGUUAGAGGAGACAUUGUACCUGUUCCGCCACAUAUUUCUCCCACCAGAAGUUCCCCAGGCAGAAGAUUACAAUGUGCAACAAGAACAUCGUCUCCUCGAGAGCGUCGUUGAUGCUCUCCGCAGGUUCAGCGAUUACGUUCCGACCGCAGAUACUACUAUCGUACGUAAGGCCACCGAGAUGGUUUCUCGCCUAAGAAAAGCAUACAGCCCUCAUGGGGACGUUGAUGAAAAGCAGCUCGAGAUGAGUCUGGCAGAGCUACCUAUUCGGGGUGGAUUCCUCCCAAUUCACGUUCGCGAGCAAAACGCAGGAAUCCUCCUAUACUGGCAUAACGACGCGAUACACAUCGAAUCUUUUGAGUUGUCAGCUCGCAAUGAAGCCGUUACAACAACAGUGGGACGGCUGCGCCGUGCUUUCCCGGGUCCGACUAUGGUUAUGAAUAGGGCAACUUUCGAGGAACCCGGAUUCCGAGCGUUUAUGGCGCAAACGGUUUCGAGAAUGAGUCACCAGCCCGUUGCUGGAACCAAGCCAAGAGUCAAGAAGGCUGGACAGGAGCACGAUGAGACCAGGGACACCACGCAUCCCAAAAUGGUGACAGAGCUUCUCAUGUCGACUCUUCGUCCUCGAUGCACCGACAUCGCGUCUGUACAGAUUCAGAAGAACACUCGCGAGGAAGUAAUGUGGCGUGAUUGCCAAUCGCCGUGGCGCCGAUCUGCAUUAUGGCUCCUGGUGCGCGUGACACUGCAGCUAGUGUUUCGCAGGCUGUCUACAGAAGGGAGCUUGGACGAUCUGUACAAACAAUUCAUGGUCUUCUUCAUGACCUCGAUAGUUGACAGGGCUUCAAUUGCAAUACCCUCCGAGAGUCUCUUUCUUAUGAAUGCCAAGAUCGUUCGCAGACUGCUGAAGCUUGACUUGGCAGUUGUGCCUGCCUGGUUCACCUCAGUUCAGGAAAUCUUGAGUCGUACAAGCAGCGCAGUUCAAAGCCAGUGGACGCAUAUUAGGAGCAAAAAUAGCCACAGUGUCGACAUGCCACUGCUGCGUGAUUUAAAUUUCCGUCAAGAUAUUCAAUGUGCGCUCCCCUGCCUUGACCGCUACAUCGAGAGCAUAGAAAAUCGAAGCAACAAACGCCCGUGCAGAGAAAGUUUCCAGCCGCAAUCGAAGUUGAUCAAAUACCAACGAACAGAGCUUCCAAAUCACCUCGAUUCACACGAUUCUGAUUACCAAGCGUACAACCUUGCUGCCUUUGAGGAUUGGGUUGCUUCGGAUCUCAAUGCAUGGCUGGAAAUUCACCAGGGCGAGGAGGCAGCCUGUGGUCAACUCGGUGCUUUGAUGACUCGAUACUUCGAGAAAGCGUCUUCGUCGUAUUCAGACAACCCCGAAGCUACAUCAGUCAUGCUUCUUACGCUCUUAGAGUUGUGGAUUGCCUGCGACAAAUCCGCGAUUCACCUACAUGAGACCCUGAGAGACUAUGACGCAUGCAUACCAGUUGACUGCUUUCAAUCACUUUUGCUGCCUUUUCGAUCGCACAUGGAGAGGCUGGCGUGUGCUGAAAAGUAUCUGAGUCGACGUCAGGCUCGCCUUCGCUACCAUGGCCCGAACAUUUUCCAGGAAUUCGGGACUUCCUCCUGCUUCGCUGUUCGAUACUUCGAGCAGUCUCACAAACAUCAGCAAUUGCUUGCAGCCAUCGAAGAAAAUGCCACUCAGGAGAGGACGAAGAAAAAGGUCGAGCUUUGGGAAAAGCAGCAACGUUACCGGGAAUUGAUGGCAUUAUCUUCUAAGACACCAUGUGAAUCUGUCGAAAUCAUUGUGGAUAAGAGACUUGGGCUUCGGGAUAGAGUCCACCACAGUGAUUGCCCCCGAGAACGUUAUCAGAGGCAGGCCGAGUCGAUUGACAUCAGCAUACAUGAGUGGCCUCUGCCGACCAAUCGUUCAAGGGCCAAAGCCACUGUCUUCGAACUUCGAGUACCCGAGCCCUUUGGAAGCUGGCGUGACACCACGCUGUUUUUCCUGCAUCGGUGUUUGAAUAUGAAGUACGCGGUGGAAGAACGGCCCAGAGCAGAGCAUCGUCCACACACAUAUCGAGGUCUGUCUCCGUUCUUCAGCAACCACGGGCGUAACCAGCGGAUUAGUCUUCUUUCUCAGAAUAAGCCUCACGAGAGAACUCAUCGACGCGACAGGUUAAUUCUCAACGUGACGGAAAAUGAUGUCUGCCUCAACAAUGGACUUCACUUCCAAUACUUUGACAAUGUUCUCGGAUGUUUUGUGAGCGGCUUUGACUGGACUCAUCAAACAGAGACUUCCUGCACCUAUAGGUUCCCGGCACACAGUUCAGCGCUGCAGCAAUUUCUGUUUCGACCUGCCAUGAAUCCACAUGGCCCGUCACCAAAUACUGUCAUUGCGACACAGUGCGAUGCCCCUGCUGACAUGUCACUGGAAGAAUACAAGGCCCUUGCAACCAUGCCCCUUGGACUGGAGAUCCAAUGGCAAAAUAUCCUGCUGGAACUGUCAAUGCCAUCGGUGGACAUGAAAAAAAUCGAAACCACAAUCUUUGUGCUCCAGAUAAUCAAUCAAGCGGGCCCAUCCAAAACAGGCACGACAUUGAGACAAGGACAUGCGAUUUUGUGCGACGAGGUAUUCACAGUCGAGGUACUCUCGCGAAUUGAAGAGACAAUGGAGAGGAUCCAGCAAAAUUGGGAGACCAUACAUGGGAUCAAUAGUCUCAUUCGGCUGGUUUUGAGGAUUUUGUCUUUGUCUCCUUCUCAGAAAGUCUGUGCGAUGUGCCUUCAGUGUCUAAACAACCUCCGCCGAUCUGCUUUCCACUGGGUCAAUCUUGUCAGAACAAAAGCUAGUGAGACUAUUGAUGAUACACACAAAACCAAUUUAAUUGCAAAGAGCGUUCAUAUCGCUUUGGUCUGCACAGAGACAUUCAAUGCAGAAACCAUUGCCCCUAUGUUCGCCAUCUCGGCAGAUGUUUCGAUCUUUCUGCAGUGCUGUUCAGUCAUUUGGAACGGGAGGAACUCUCUAACAACAGAAUCAGGUUCAUUGCUUCAAAUUCUGUACCAUCGGUGGCAAGUUCUGUGUUAUCGCAGCCAUGUUAUUCUCGCAGAGCGUAUCGUUGAAUGCAAGAACCCAGGACUAGACCUGGCCAUCGACGCAGCCUGGGCAGCCUAUGACAAGACCUCUAAGUGGUCCAGGGUGUCAAACGACGUGACAUAUUGGUUGUUUACUCGGUUUGCCGGCCAGUCCGGGUCUAGCGAAGACAUGUUGUUGCACUACAACCUCUUGACUGGAGAGCUCCUUGUGGAUGGCCUCCCGCUUGCACGUUUGCCUUCUGAGUAUGAAUCUCAUCCAACAUAUCGCAGCUUAUUCGGGAAAUCUCAAUUGGACGUAAUGCCCAGCAACACACCGGGGAUGCAAUUUUCGUGUCAAAAGCAGUAUUCGGGCUACACGGUACACUUCGGAAAAGAGACCGUGCCAGAGUCCACUGAUUCCGACAUGUCAGUCAAAGCGGUGAAGGGUGGGGAGCAAGUCUGGCAACUGGUUCCGUCUAGACUUUUUGCUGGAGUUUUUCCAGAUGAGUUUGUGGAAGGCUAUGCGCACUGGUAUUCGGUCUUAGGGGACCUGGUGGAAUUCCGACCCUUGAACGCGCCAUGGCUGUCAUCCAGUCAAAACUGGCAGCUCCAGAGAAGCUCUUGUCAAGCUUCCUGGAGCCUCAAGAGGAACGGAACAAUUUUGGUCAGCACCAUGUGCCAAACGGCCCAAGUAAUAUCCAAUGUUUUUCAGCCGAUUGAAAAGGCUUUGAAAGUGCAUUGUAUUUUCCACGAGGCCUCUUCGAAUCUACAUGUUGAGCUACCGCGCCUUCGAUUGGAAUUUAUCCUCAAGUCACAGUCUUCUGCAAUCCAAUCUCGACAAUAUCCUGGCAUGUCAGUCGAUAGUAACCAAGUCUUUGACUCAUUGAUUGGGCUACGCAACACGCUUCUGCUCACGAACCGUGACUCUUACGAUCAAGUGGUCCUCAUACCUGAAGGAGCUUUAUCUUGGGCCAGAGAUGGCAACCACGUUCGUGUCGAGAUCGGUUGGCAACCUGCGACCACCAUCCAUGCGUAUCCCAUCGAUCGCCAGCUCGGACGGCUUUUGGACAAUGGAAGCCUACAGAGCAAGCUAUAUCUCACGUACUUGCAUGCUCUUACGUCUUUCUGCCUGUCAGAUCCACUCACCAAGAAGACCGGUACCGAGCAGGCUCUGUCUAUACUUCGGUCCGCGUCCCUGAGGUCUUUUGAUCGCCUGCAGACAGAACACAUUGAACUCCUCAAGAGCAUCGCAUCUCUCACUCCUGCCAGAAGAUUCUAUCCUGAUAAUGAGCAAGUGAUGCAGAGCAUCCACUGGCGGCAAGGCCUAGGCUGCCUCUCUCAGCACCAUGGCUUUCGCGAGGAAGUCGCAGAUAUACUGGACCAAAACCGUCGCAUGAGCAUUUUCCAACUCGGGACAGAGCUUAAUCACCCGUCACUUCCACAUGUGGAGCAAGCACUGUUUUUGCGGGAGCGAAUCCGCACAUCUUCAUUCCGCGCCCCAGGAUUCGGCGCCGACGAUCAUACGCAGGAGCACGACAGCAUGUACAACAGUCUCGACAAGAAUCGGAUAUCUUGCGCAGCGUCUCGAAGCUUUGCCGUUUGCAAGAUGCUUUACAAAGGGAUCCCUUCUGUCCGCAAACUUCAAUCCGAACAGUUGACCUCGCAUCUUUGGCAAUUCCUCUCUUUACCCACCGGGGUUCGUGGCCCUCAUACUCCAUUGGACACGAAAAGGUUGAGGUACGAUGCUGAGUGGAUACUAGAGUCAAGAGAGUUUCUUGUCAGUAAUUGGUGCAGCAUACACCACCUCGCGUGCUCACAAACCCGCCGCCUCGGCAAAUUCCAGCUCAUGAUCUGGCUUGCAGCCCUUGCUUUCUCCAAUGAAGCUAAUAUGAUUGCCCUUGAGACCAUUGUUUCACUUUUUGUGAUUCGUGACCUGGCUUCAAUCCAUCUGCCAACCAGUGCGUUGUUUUUGCCAAAAGAGGGAGCUGAGAUGAUUAAAACUUCAAUUCGCCGUCAAAUCGAGUCGGAACAGCGUAAAGUCACUCCAGAGUCAAAACUUGCGCCCGAAACGAAUGAGACAUUUCAAAAACUCAUGUCGCGCAGGGAUAGACUCCGGAAUCAAAAUCGGGAAGCCAUUAAGAAAAGUUUGUUGCUACAUUUUGAACGCGAGUGGCCCACCCGAUCACCGUCCUCACUAUUAAAUCCAACAGUGAAUGACUACUUUGAUGCACAGGAGAUGAUGAUGAAAGUUUCAAAAUUGUUCAGUAUCUGGUUCGACAAUCGAGAUCUGAAGCGAUACAUCACCGACAUUGCGAAUGUCACUUGCCAUCAACUGAUCGAAGAGGUCGAGAUUCAACCCUACCAGCUACCACAUCCACCUCAAAGUGCACCGAAAAAACGUGGCUUUGUGCUCUUUGAUGACCUACUCGGCCCGCAGCCAAUCAUCGACAUUGAAGAACCGCAAUUAAGGAACCUUGUCUCUACAUCACCGACAGGACAACCUCCAGCUCCCACAUUGGUGGCUUUGCUAAACUCUUUGGGUAUACAAGCCAAAUCCAAGUACGAGAAAAACUAUGUCGAACAGUUACAAAGCAGUGUUGCUUCGUUGAAAGAUGGCAGACAAGAAAAGCACAUCAAUAUGGCUCAAGGAGAGCUGGAGACAAAUAUUUUGGACUAUCUUGCAUCGUGUCAAGAAUAUGUCGACAGGGUGUAUCGAUCACUUGUGUCUGAGCUCUGUCCUCGUGGGAAGACCACCUGGUCAGGGACGAUGCAUCCUUUCAGGGCAAAAGUAAUCGCAGUAGCCCUGGAACUGCAGCAGUACCCAAGGCUGUCACCAGUCCUUCUUUUGGAGCAACUGUCGCGCCAUCGAUGGGGUCCACUAGACCUAGAUUGGAAAAAAUGUUUCAUUGCUUACGGGUGCUCAAUCACUAAAUUGCAGCGAGCGAAACGACUAGCUCGCCUUCUCAAGCACCCGGACGAACUCCUGAAAGAACUCGAAAAUUUAGGACAUACGAACUGGCAGCCAAUCCAGUUUCCAGAGACUCUUCUGCUUGAGAUAGAGAACGGGAUUCUGAUAAGAGGCAUUCAGGAGGAAAUUGCGGCGACAAUGAGGCACUUUGUCCCAGGAAAGAAUGCCGUCAUGCAAUUGAAUAUGGGCGAGGGGAAAUCUUCAGUUAUCGUUCCUAUGGUGGUAGCAGAUCUUGCGAAUGGAGUUUGUCUGGUUCGCGUGCUUGUGGCCAAGCCGCAAUCGCGACAAAUGUUUCAAAUGCUGGUCACGAAGUUGGGUGGUCUCUUGGGUCGUCGUGUGUAUCACAUGCCCAUUGCACGCUCUCUGAAAUUUGGAGAAGCCGAAGCAGAGGAGAUUGAACGCAUGUGUUUAGAGUGUAUGUCGCAGGGCGGUGUCUUGCUCGUCCAACCCGAGCAUAUCCUAUCUUUGAAACUGAUGAGCCUUGAGUGUUUUAUUGCUGGUAAAUGCGCCGUGGGCCGUUCUCUACUUCGCACGUUGCAGUUCUUCCAACACAACUCCCGGGACAUUGUGGACGAAAGCGAUGAAAACUUUAGCGUCAAAUUUGAAUUGAUCUAUACCAUGGGAUCUCAACGCCCCGUCGAGCUCAGCCCACGACGGUGGAUUGUGGUACAAGAACUGUUACAACUAGUUCGAGAUUAUGCUGGUCGCGUCCAAUCCGAAUUCCCCGACUCCAUUGAAGUGAGCGAGCAGCCACACGGCGGUUUUCCACGGAUACGUUUGCUCAAACAGGAUGCUGAGAAAGCUUUGGUUCAAUACGUCGGAAGGCACAUAUGUGAGAAUGGUAUUGGCUCUCUGGCAAUCUCGAGGCAGGCUCGGCCCAUUCGAGAUGCCGUCUACACCUACAUUAUGAAAUCUGAGCCUCUGGUGGACGAAAUCGCGGCGGUGGAGUGCGGGGAUUCCGCAGGAUUUUUGGGGAGAGAGCACACGGGCAUCCCUCCUGUUGAUACGGGGAGCCGAAAUCCACCGACAAGACUUUGUGUGCCAUAUCGAGCCAAGGAUAGCCCUUCCCUUCGGUCAGAAUUCAGCCAUCCCGAUGUCGUGAUUCUGUUGACAUGUCUGAAUUACUACUAUGCCGGACUUGGCGACGACGAUAUAUUUCUCGCCUUCAAUCAUCUGGUCGGGUCAGACCAAGCCAGUGCAGAGUAUCAAGAGUGGACGAACGAUGCUUCUAGACUUCCACCCACCUACCAGCAGCUUGUGGGAGUGAAUCUGGAUGACCGGUCUCAUUGUACCGAUCAUGUGUUCCCCGCUCUGCGGUUCUCCAAAGCUACUGUAGACUACUUCUUGACACACGUCGUAUUCCCGAAAGAAAUGAAGGAGUUUCCUGACAAGUUGUCUGCGUCGGGCUGGGAUAUCGGGGAGAUCAAAACACAUCCUACAGUAGGGUUUAGUGGGACGAAUGAUUCACGAGAAACCCUACCGCUGAGCGUCUCGCAACUCGACCUGCCGGAGCAAAACCACACGAAUGCGUUGGUGCUGGAAUAUUUGUUGCGGCCAGAAAAUUCCGUGGCCUGCAUUCCACAGCAAGUACAGCCAUGCAAGUCAGAUGCCGAGAUCAUAUUGGAUCUGGUAUUGGAUCUGAAUCCACCGGCCCAGGUAAUUCUUGAUGUGGGCGCACAGAUUCUGGAGCUCAGUAAUCAUGACUUGGCAGCGCACUGGCUAAAACUGCUCCCAAAAGAAGGACCAGUCCAAGCGGUGGUAUUUGUAAACGACAAAGACGACAUCUGCGUCCUGGAUCGAACUGGACGUGUUGAACUAUUGCAAAUUUCACCGUUUGCAAGACAGAUGGAAGCAUGCUUUGUUUUCCUGGACGAAGCACAUACCAGAGGAAUCGAUUUGAAGCUCCCGUCUAAUUAUCGUGCGGCGGUCACGCUGGGUCCGGGUAUCACGAAGGACAAAUUGGUUCAAGCGUGCAUGAGAAUGAGAAAAUUGGGCAACGGACAGUCUGUCGUCUUUUGCGUUCCAGAGGAGGUCAAGUCCAAAAUCCUGGCCUUGAGUGGCAAGGACAAGAAUUCUCAGAUCACUGUCGCGGACGUGCUUCUCUGGGCCAUUUCCGAGACGUGGAUUGACAGCCGACACAGUAUUCCCCUUUGGGCGGUCCAGGGUACACGAUUCGAGCGCCAACGGGAAUUGUGGCAAGCUUACCGCCAAAAUGAUUGCCUUGAUCUGACGCCGAGACAAGCCCAGGAAUUUCUCGAGCCCGAAUGCCAAACUCUUGAACAGCGAUACCGACCUGGUCACCAAGCGCGGCCGUCAUUUAACUGUCCUUCAGAUACUAGCCCGAAUCUGAAUUUGAUUUGGAAGCGCUGCCGCAAGUUUGAAGAUCUCGACACUUCGUCCUCCCUUCAAGAGGAACAGGAGCGCGAGCUCGCACCAGAGGUUGAAAGUGAGCGCCAGGUUCAGAGGCCUCCAAGUGCUGCACCCGAAACGCACCAUAUCCAUCCACACAUAUCUUCAUUUGUCACUACAGGCAUUCUUGUGAGGUCUUCCGAGGCCUAUGAGCCAGCAUACCUCACGCUGCGCAAUACCUCCGCCGCCUGCUUUCUGGACGUAUCUCAAUUCCCAUCCAGUCUACUAGCUUCCAACGACUUCGUUAGGACCGUCAAGACUCCCCCCGGCUCACACUUUGUUGCUGAUGCUUUCCAACGUCCUGUCAGAUGGGUCCUGACAAGUCGAAACCAUGUUGUCGAUGACGGAACACCUCAGUUGCGCAUGAUGAUCAUUAGCCCUUACGAGGCCAAUGGUUUGAUGUCCAAGAUACGAGAAUCACGUGUCGUCACUCUUCAUUUGUAUGCCCCACGCCAAAGCCGAGGAUUUCCCUCUUUGGAUAGACUUAGGCUAUACACGGUCCCCGACGAUGUUGUCAAAACCGAAAUACCUGAUAUAUUCCGUAUGCUGCUCAACCUGUUUUCUGGGCAGCUGUAUCUUGAAUCAUAUUCCGAGUACAAGGACCUUUGUGAAUUUUUGGGGGUGGCAUCUGUGAAAACGCCGCCCGGUCUUGUUGUCGCUGCGGAUGGAUUCAUCAAACGAGCUUUCCCGGGAGCGAAGACAGGCUUCAGUCAGAGCCCGCUCAAAUUCCUUGAGAUUCUAAUGUCACAGAUUAGGAAAGAUUGCCAGCGGAUUGGACGGACGCAUAUUGGUAAAAUUGUCAGUGGUCAGUUGCUUUUUCCGCUCGACUUCGAAGAAUCAGCAACAGCAUCCAUAGAAGCCGGUUUUCAAAUGGCUAGUCUCGGUCCAUAA